GUCCUCACUCUUUCAUCCUCUGACUUCUCUGAACACCUUGUCACCAUGGGUAACGACCAGUCCCGCACCGCGGACAAGGAGGAGCCCGAGGAUGGACCUAUAGAUUAUUACGAGCUUCUCCAGGUCGACAUCGAGGCAACACCAGAGGAGAUCAAAAAAUCGUACCGCAAGCUUGCACUUGUCAACCACCCAGACAAGAACCCACACCGCGUGGAGGAGGCGACCAAGAUCUUCGCCGACUUGCAGCAGGCCUAUGAGGUCCUAUCUGACCCCAACGAACGCGCAUUCUACGACCGUCACAGGAACGACCACAUCGAGACGAACGACGACGAUUUCUACGACCAUGUCCGUGCCGGCGAUGCCGGCGUUGCAGACCCCAAGUCCAAGUUCAACAGGCGCAAGCGUGGGGAUCCCGGCAUCAAGAUUGACCAGCUGAUGCGGUUCUUUGACCCAAAGCUGGCGCGCAAGAUGGAUGACAGCUCUGAGGGCUUCUACUCUGUCUACAGGACACUCUUCAAUGUGCUCGCCUCGGAUGAAGUAUUGCACACCCCCCAGGACGGCGUGCCCGUGCACUAUCCCUCCUUCGGCGAUUCCACAACACCAUACGCUCCGCCACCGGGCCUUACUAAGGCCGAAAGGGCGCGUUCCAACUGGGCGCGCGACUUCUACACGGCCUGGGGGGAGUUUACAACUGAGAAGCGCUUCGAGUGGGUCGAGAAGUGGGACACACAUCGCGCAGAAACUCGCGAGAUCCGCCGACUUAUGGAGAAGGAGAACAAGAAGGCCCGCGAAGAUCACCGCAAGGAAUACAUUGACACGGUCCGCACUCUCGUCUCCUUCAUCCAGCACCGCGAUCCCAGGUUCAAGGCCUAUCAGGCCGAGGCGAAGAAAAAGAAGCCCGCAGGCUCUGGUGCCUCGACUCCAAGGAGGGCGCCCCGUGUUGACGCGGAGGCGGCCAAGCGGCGCGAGGAGGAGAGGAUGCGUGCCGCGGAAGCUUUCCAGGAGCAGGAAUGGCAGAAGGUGAAGGUGGCCUCUGACGAGGAAGACGAGGCGGACGAAUACGCCGAGGAGGGCGAUGGCACAGGGAUCCGGAUGGACGACGGGGCAGGAGGCGAGGUCUUCGAGUGCGUUGCGUGCAAUAAGACAUUCCAGAGCGAGGCCAGCUGGUCGAACCACGAGCGAAGCAAGAAGCACAAGCAAUCGGUUUGGCGUAUGGCGAAAGAGAUGCGGGCGGAGAAUGCUGGCUUCGACGAGGAUGAUUUCGCUACGCCAUUGGAAACGCCAGCUGAAGAGUUCAAAGAGGCCGAGCUCGAUGACGAAGAGCUCAUGCUCGAGCUGGAGCAGCUGGAGGAGCUUGACCUGCUCGAGGCUGAGGAGAAGUCUAAGCUGUCCGCCAUGAAGGAGGCGAAGAAGAGGAAGGAGAAGGCCAAACCCAAGCCUCCUGCGCCCGUCGAGCCCGAACCUGUGAUCGAGGCCAAGCCUCGCGCUUCUUCGCCCAAGAAGGAGCUGCCACGAAAAUCAACGCCCGCCAUUGACGAGGACUCAGACGCAGCGUCAUCUAAGCAGGAGAUGUCCAAGCGGGAUAAGCGGCGCGCACGCGAGGUGCGCAGGAAGGAGGAGGCUGAGGCUGCCAAAGAGGCGUUCAAGGAGAAGCGGAAAGAGGCAAAGAAGGCCGCUAAGGCAGGGCUUGUGCCCCCGCCGUUAAGCGCGAAGGAGAUCGAGAUGGAGCGCGCCGCGAAGCAGUUCAUUCAGCCCAAACGAAAGGGCAAGGCACCCAAGAAGGCUGAGAAGGUCGAGAUUACGGACGAGGAUGUUCAGCGCGCGGUGGAAGACGUGCAUGGAUUGCGCACAAAAAUGAUCGAAAAAUGGGGCGAGGAGUGGAACGCGUUGAUGGAGCGCCUCCGGCCACUGCUUCUUAACGGCGUGCAGCAACAACUCGCCAUACUCUGUCUCGGACUCGGAAAGCCUUGCGUGGACCGCACGGCCAAGAUCCAACUUGCCCUUGCCCUUGAGCUCGCCGCAGCUUUGGGGACACAUCCUUCGUCUAUAUCGGCCUUCGAUCCCGUCUUCGAUGACGGCGACAAGCGCGUCCUCUCCUCCCUCUCCUUGACCAUCAUCACCGAGAACUUGAGAGGCGAGCACGAGCUCACUGGUCCCACGCUGGUAUACAUGCCGCAUUGCAGCAAGGCGCUGUACGAGGCGUUCUUUUCCAAGAACUACUCCCCGCGUCUCGCCAGCCAGACGGUGAUACUUGGCAACGAUUUGGGCGAGUAUCUGCCUGGCUUUGUACGUGAGACUGGAGAGGGGGAGAGGGAGGAGGAGGAGUUCCAGAAGCCCAAGAAGAAGCGUAAGAGCCGUGCGGCGCCACGUAGCUACGAGGACGGAGUGUUACGCCGCCUCGUACCCAACUUUGAGGUUGCCCCCAUGUCGGUGCUGCCUGAGACCAACUUGCCAGGCUUUGCACGGGCGUUCCUCAGCCUCGCAUUCCAGUGGCUACCAGCUGAGAAUGUCGACAAGGUGGACUGGGAAACGCCGUUGCCGGCUGUGGUAUGGCCAGACGACGGCGAGGUGGCUUAGGCGAGACCUCAUCACAAUUCAUGCAUAGGCGGGGGGGAUAUCAUCUGCCCGGAGAUAACCGUGCCCAAACGGUCGACGCCAACACAAUUCAUAGUGAGACACCGACGUAUCCCUUAGACCCAGUCCAGAUACAUCCAUACGCAGCCUGCUGUAUCAAUCGUACCCCUGCGCCUACUUAUUUCCCAUCCCGCAGCAUCGCUGUGCCACAUAUUGUAGUUGUGAGUGCAUGGGAAAUGUUGUCGUCGACUGCAGUCCUCACGGGUUCGGAGCGCCACUUGGCACCGUGUCCGACCCGAGACAGGGAUCCCUGGCCUCAGU
This is a messenger RNA of Cutaneotrichosporon oleaginosum, 2895 nucleotides long. RefSeq lists its product as uncharacterized. Gene Ontology annotation, cellular component: cytoplasm. Gene Ontology annotation, molecular function: zinc ion binding; nucleic acid binding. The record is from RefSeq and is a predicted model, not a curated record. Lineage: Eukaryota; Fungi; Basidiomycota; Tremellomycetes; Trichosporonales; Trichosporonaceae.